Messenger RNA from Sorex fumeus (smoky shrew), 1277 nucleotides. Its product is annotated as protein SET-like. The annotation marks the transcript as partial. Gene Ontology annotation, biological process: nucleosome assembly. Gene Ontology annotation, molecular function: histone binding; chromatin binding. The record is from RefSeq and is a predicted model, not a curated record. Gene Ontology annotation, cellular component: nucleus; chromatin. The transcript has a single exon. NCBI's taxonomy places the organism in Eukaryota, Metazoa, Chordata, Mammalia, Eulipotyphla, Soricidae.
CGCCCGUCGCCUGCCCUUCGCGCCUCCCCGCCCGCCCCCCGCGGGAGCAGCACCACGUCGGCGCCGGCGGCCAAAGUCAGUAAAAAGGAGCUCAACUCCAACCACUACGGGGCCGACGAGACCUCAGAAAAAGAGCAGCAGGAAGCGAUUGAACAUAUUGAUGAAGUACAAAAUGAAAUAGACAGACUUAAUGAGCAAGCCAGUGAGGAGAUUUUGAAAGUAGAACAGAAGUAUAACAAACUCCGCCAACCAUUUUUUCAGAAGAGGUCGGAAUUGAUCGCCAAAAUCCCCAACUUUUGGGUAACAACAUUUGUCAACCAUCCACAAGUGUCUGCGCUGCUUGGGGAGGAGGAUGAAGAGGCGCUGCAUUAUUUGACAAGAGUUGAAGUGACAGAAUUUGAAGAUAUUAAAUCGGGUUACAGAAUAGAUUUUUAUUUUGAUGAAAACCCUUACUUUGAAAAUAAAGUUCUCUCCAAAGAAUUUCAUCUGAAUGAGAGUGGUGAUCCAUCUUCAAAGGCCACUGAAAUCAAAUGGAAAUCUGGAAAGGAUUUGACGAAACGCGCAAGUCAAACACAGAAUAAAGCCAGCAGGAAGAGACAGCAUGAGGAACCCGAGAGCUUCUUCACUUGGUUCACUGACCAUUCGGAUGCUGGUGCAGAUGAGCUCGGCGAGGUCAUCAAAGACGACAUUUGGCCAAACCCAUUGCAGUACUACUUGGUUCCUGACAUGGAUGAUGAAGAAGGGGAAGGAGAAGAAGAUGACGACGAUGAUGAAGAGGAAGAAGGAUUGGAAGAUAUUGAUGAAGAAGGGGAUGAAGAUGAAGGUGAAGAAGAUGAAGAUGACGACGAGGGAGAGGAAGGAGAGGAGGAUGAAGGAGAAGAUGACUAACGGAACACUGACGGAUUCCAAUCUUUUUUAAUUUUCUCCAGUCCCUGGGAGCAAGAUGCAGUCUUUUUUCUUUUCUCUCCCCCUCCCCUAGCCCUGCCCCGCCCCUCCCCGUCCCCACUCCCUGUGCUCAGUCUGUCGCCCUGUUUUUUGAGGUCUCUUUUUCUCUCCUUUACACCAUGGUUCUCUACCUAAUUCGGGGAAAUACCUUGAACAGAAUUCAGUGGGGAAAGACUACUGGUUUCUGUUCCAAAUUAAAUUUUAUCACUUCUCGUCUCAACACAGACUUGAUGGAAUCUACACCACCGUGCGCUGCUGGGAAAAAAGAAAGACCUUCUGCACCCUUAGCUCUGCUGAAGCUGGAGGGCCAGGCCCCUGUGUAGUAGUGCAUA